Musca vetustissima is the source of this 438-nucleotide messenger RNA. RefSeq lists its product as uncharacterized. NCBI's taxonomy places the organism in Eukaryota, Metazoa, Arthropoda, Insecta, Diptera, Muscidae. The transcript has a single exon. The record is from RefSeq and is a predicted model, not a curated record. The coding region runs from base 1 to 438 and encodes 145 amino acids.
AUGUCCAGCACCGCCACCAACGAAGAACGUGACAUCAAUGAUCUUUUCGAUGAUAUAGCUCUUGCUGAGAAUCAUUUAGUGGAAGCCAGUUAUAAAGAAGGAUUUUCGGUGGGCUGUCAACAAGGUAACGACGAAGGGUACCGAUUGGGUUAUGCCCAAGGCAUACAACUUGGUGAAGAAUUAGCAGAAAUAUUUGGUCGAGUGGUGGCUCUACAACAACAACCGAAGAAACACACAGAACGUGUAAAACGUUGUUUGGAACAAAUACGCACAGCCAUUGAAACAUUUCCACGAGAAAACGAUCCAGAGGCGGAUAUUAUUGGGGCAGUGGAAAAUAUUAGAACUUUAAAUAAGAAGUUGCUGGUUUUGACGGGACGUGGUAAUAGUACAGCAAACGAUAACGUAACAAAAGAGGAAAAGAAGGACUUCUCCUUUUAA